Messenger RNA from Haplochromis burtoni (Burton's mouthbrooder), 3398 nucleotides. RefSeq names its product angiopoietin-like 1b (gene angptl1b). The transcript has 5 exons. The record is from RefSeq and is a predicted model, not a curated record. Bases 286 to 1725 code for a protein of 479 amino acids. Lineage: Eukaryota; Metazoa; Chordata; Actinopteri; Cichliformes; Cichlidae. Gene Ontology annotation, biological process: cell surface receptor protein tyrosine kinase signaling pathway.
AAAAAAAUCACACCAUCAGCCCCUCUCGUUCUGUAUAUGGACCACCCUCCAGUGUCCUCUUCCAGUUGACAGUUUCUGCUGGUGCCAUAGCAUAGUGUGCAGGCCGUUAAUCUCAAUGAGAACAAAGUCAGAGUGAGACUGGGAGUGAGGAGAUGGGAAUGGAGAACCAGCAGAGGAGGCACGCGUGAGACACCGAGCUGGGUUCUACCUGCAGCUCUUGGACCACUGAUUGAUCUCACUGACACAGAUCUGUACGUUUUUUUGAUAACGCAUAGAGGAAACACCAUGGGACCUGGAAUGUGGACCGUAUUUAUUCUGCUUGGUCUGUCCCUCUGGAGCAACAGUCAAGCCUUUACCAAGAACCCCAUCCUCUCCCGGAUAAGAAGGGCCCCAGAGGCCAAUGGAGAAAACAAAAAAUGCUCUUACACCUUCCUGGUCCCUGAGCAGAAGAUCACAGGCCCCAUCUGUGCCACCCGUGGUUAUUCAACCGACAAGGAUCGAGUGACACGCCUGGAUGUGGCCUCGGUGCGCGACCUGCUGUCUAAGCAGCGUCGGGAGAUGGAAACUUUGAAGCUGGUGGUGGACGUCGAUGGCAACUUGGUGAAUGAGAUGAAGCUGUUGAGGAAAGAGAGCAGAAACAUGAACUCCCGAGUGACCCAGCUCUACAUGCAGCUGCUUCAUGAGAUCAUCCGGAAGAGGGACAACUCGCUGGAGCUGGCUCAGCUGGAGACACGCAUCCUCAACGCCACCACCGAGUCGCUGCGCCUGGCAUCCCGUUACAGGGAACUGGAGGCCAAAUAUGCAGCGCUGUCAGCAAUAGUGAAUAACCAGUCAGUGGUUAUAGGAGCACUGGAAGAGCGCUGUAUGCAGGUGUAUAGUCGUAGGCAUGAGCAUCCACCUCUUGGACCUCCACUGGUGCAGGUGGUGCCUGAGAACAUUCCAGUCAAUGUGCCACGUUUCACCAACGAAAUCCAGAGGUUUGCACGGGAACGAGGCUCUCGUUCCGGUCCGUCACCCACAAGCGGUACCCUGGAAGCCCAGAAACCUCCACAGAGAAACUUCAGCGCAGAAGGCCCAUUCAGAGACUGUCUUGCAGCACAGGAGGCUGGCUACAGCACUAGUGGCAUGUACCUAAUCAGACCAGAUGAAGCUGAGAGGCCAGUGCAGGCCUGGUGUGAACAGGACAUAGACAACGGCGGCUGGACUGUCAUCCAGAGCAGAAGGGAUGGUUCAGUUAACUUCUUCAGGAACUGGGAAAACUACAAGAGCGGCUUUGGCAACAUAGACGGAGAGUACUGGCUCGGCCUAGAAGGCAUCUACGGCCUCGGAAGGCAGGGGGACUACAAGCUGCUAGUGGAGCUGGAGGACUGGAUGGGCAAGAAGGUUUACGCUCAGUACAGCAGCUUCCACUUGGAGCCAGAGAGCGAAGGCUACCGCCUGAGGCUGGGCACCUACCAGGGCAAUGCUGGGGAUUCUCUGAGCAGCCACAACGGCAAACAGUUCACUACUCUGGAUCGAGACAAAGAUGCUUUCUCAGGUAAUUGUGCCCAUUUCCAUAAAGGAGGUUGGUGGUACAACGGAUGUGGCCAAACCAAUCUCAACGGUGUCUGGUACAACGGAGGUGUCUACCGUAGCAAAUACCAAGAUGGUAUCUUCUGGGCCGACUAUGGCGGAGGUUUCUACUCAAUGAAGUCUGUCCGCAUGAUGAUCAGGCCCAUAGAUUGAGAAGAAUGCAUAAGCCAGGCUGGUCAAGGGGCAGCUAUGUAGGCCAGGGCAAACUUGACUCCAUCUACAUUGAGCCCAGCUUGAAGAUGGAGUUUACCAAUCGUCAGACAGUGACCUGAACUCUCUGCUAUAAAAGACACAGAUUCUGCUUGUUCUCCUUUUGAUAUCAUAGUUGACUCAAACAUAGACGGAUUUACCAUAUUCCUAUAUGACUGCUCAUAGGAAGCCAUACUGCUCCUUUAACCACCUAAUGUGUAUGACCGAGAAGGUGAAUUAAGAGUGUAUGCCUACGUUUUUCACUAAAUUAAUGGUAGCUGUCUCUCUGAUUAAGAAACCACAAUGUUGUCUUAUUAGUAUAUAACUUCAUGGGGCAGAGAAGCCACAUCAUAAAGGAACUUCAGCGGCUGUGAUUUCAUUCCCACGGUUAGCAUCGCAGGCUCUUAAUGCAGCUCGUCCUACCUCGCCAACAUAAACGUCUGGAGGAAACACACGUAUACGGCAUUUAACUUCCUAUAGUUGCUGGUAGCUGGAAAAGAUAUUUUGUUACUACGUUAUAGAUUUAUCUGGGCUCUGUAUUCACUUCCAGAUGUGAAAGAGCAACACAUUAAUGAGUUGGAGUUUAUACAUUUGAUUACAUGGAAAGAGUGGCGAUUUUAUUUUUAAUCCCUACACUUAAAAUGACCUGUAUACUGCAUGUUAAAGUACUUUGAGUGCAGAAGACCAGAAAGGAUAAUUUAUGUGUAUAAUUAAGUUAUCAUUACAGUGAAAGGGGCCAGGUGUCCUGAGGGAAAUAGUAAAUGAUCCUGAAGAAAAUAGGACUAAUUUCCUGCACUGUACGUGACAAUCAUUCUCCAAGUGUGCUUACACGUAUGGAAAUUUGUUUUAUAUGUUUUUCUCAUUUGGCUGUUGAUUAAACUUGAGUAUGACUCUGUGAAAUACAAUCAUUGUUGGGAGGGGGAAUAAAAAAGAUGGAUUUCCGUUUUGUUUUGAGUGGUUUUCGAGCAUGAAGAAUAUGCCAGCCGAGCGUGUUGAAAGUUAUAGGCAUGGGGACAGACAACGAGAAACACAUUUCUGAAAGCCAGACGGAGAUGGAGAGAGAAAUAGAGGGAAGGAAGGGGAGGAGGAGAUGAACUGGGAUGGAAUGGGUCCAAAUUUCCAAGUUAUUUUUUCCAGCCACCCAACCAGCCCCCUACCCGCACGACCAUUUUUUUUUUCAAACACAGAGAAAUGUACAUUCUUUCCACACAAAAGUGCUUGAACUGUAUGUUUUUGUAAUUUAAAAAAAUCUCUCCUCAACAAAGACACCAGUCCCUGCACCCUGUAAUCACUGGUAAAGAUGGAGAGCAGCAUCCUUUUAAGGAAAACCAUCCCUGAGGAGGGGGUUGCAGGGAUGUAAAAUGAUGGGGAUGCAUUUGAAGAAAUAGCCAGUUGUUGUAUCCACAACAACACAUUAAAGCCAAGCAGCCUGUAGUCUCGGAUCUGAAAAUAGGUUCACAUGUUGUGCUCACCCACCACAAUGGCCUUCACACCCAUGUCUUUAAAAACUUUUAUAAAGCAUGAAAUAUGAACCAGGAACACGGGUCAAACCCAGCUGGACAUGGAAACAUGUUUAUGGACAUGUAAAAAAGCAGCCGCUAAUAAAAAAAAAAUGGCAUUACAAUCUUAAAAUUAAA